CUGAAAUGUUCUCUGAUUCUUACUAUAGUCUUUUUAAUUUUGCGUAACGUCUUGUGAUUUUUAGGUAGUUGAUGAGGGUUAGUUAAUAGUGAUCAUGCAUAUCUGAGUAAUGAGCAAAUGGCAAAAAAGAUUUGUUAACAUUGAAAGCAUAAUGUGGAAAAAAACUGCUCUCACUUCUCAUUUUAUGGUGCUUGUGACGUUAUUACAAAGCUCUGAUGCUAAUGCUCCUCCAAAAGUGCAGCCAAUCUUACUACCAGAAAUGGUCUCCAUCGGUGAAAAUGUGAUGGCUACUUGUGCGAUUAGGAGUGGCUCGAAACCUAUGAGUUUUAAAUGGAUGAAAGAUGGAAAAGAAAUACAGAAUGUGCCUCAUGCUUCUGUUGAAACGUCUAAUGAGUAUUCCGUGUUGGCAAUUACACCAGCAACGCAAGAAAAUAUGGGCAAUUACACUUGCAUUGUAGAAAACACGUUCGGAAAAGAUGAAUCGUCUUUUCCCUUAAUAAUAAAAGCACCUCCAUCAUGGGUUCUAAAACCUCAAAAUGUCAAAGCAUCCGAAGGUCAAGCUGUAAUUAUAUCAUGUUCGGCAGAUGGUUUGCCAAAGCCAGAAAUUAAAUGGAUGAAGGAUGGAGAAAAGAUUUCAUCAUCUAACUCUCUAACAUCGCAAGAAAACAGCUUAACGGUAUUUCUAAAUGGUUCUCUUUACAUUUCGCACGUUAGAAGGCAUUAUGGGGGAGUGUACGAAUGCAUAGCAAGUAAUGAAGUUGAACCGGAUCUAAGGUCGAGCGCUGUUCUCACAGUAAAUGCUGCACCAGUUAUACAGCCCUUCACGUUUCCAGAGUCUGCAUCUCUUGGUCAACGAAUAACAGCUGCAUGUGGUAUUCUUCAGGGUUCAAAACCGUUAACAUUCAAAUGGCUGAAAGAUGGCAAAGAAAUUUCUGGGAUCCCCAAUACCUCAGUAGAUAAGCAAGAUGAAUAUUCAGUUCUCACCAUUUCCUCAGCAUCUAAGAGCAAUGUAGGAAACUAUUCGUGUACGGUAAAAAAUGCUUUUGGAGAAGAUACACACGUAGCAAGUUUUAUCCUAAUGGAGGCUCCAACCUGGAUUCAAGAGCCGGAAGAUAUUGUUGGUGUGGAAGGACAACGAAUAGAGAUAAGGUGUGUGGCAGACGGCUCACCGAAACCAGAAAUAAUAUGGAAAAAAAGAAGUGACGGUCAAGAGGCUGAAAUUAAUGGCUUAGCAGAACAAUUCCGAAACGGGUCUUUGAUAAUUUCUUCAUUGAAGUCUGAAAGUUCUGGUGCUUAUAUUUGUGAAGCUAAGAAUGGUAUUGGAAGCUCAAUUAAAAAACUGGUUGCUGUCCAUGUGAAUGGGCCACCGAAACUUCAUCAGAUUUUAUUUCCUGAAUAUGUGCCGGUUGGGAAAAAGGUUACAGUUGUUUGUAACGCAUUUAGCGGCUCAGUACCUCUGAACUUCAUUUGGAAAAAAGAUGGGAAGAGUAUAAAUGACGUCCCUAAUACGAUUGUAGAUGUUCAAAGAGAUUAUUCCGCUCUUACUAUAGGUCCUGCGCAAUCAGAAAAUGCAGGAAAUUACACGUGUGUAGCAGAAAAUACAUAUGGAAAAGAUUCUAGUCAUGGAACACUCAUGCUUAGAGCUCCGCCAGUAUGGCUUGUUCAACCAACUGACACUAGUGUGGCUGCUGGAGAGACUUUGUACCUACACUGUUCAGCGGAAGGUCAUCCGAAACCAAACGUGGAAUGGAAAUUCAAAGGUUCCCAGAAUGAUCCAAUAUUGCUAAAAGAGGACAAUACUAUACAUAAUUUGAAUAAUGGAAGUUUUUACAUCACGAAUAUUAAAGAAGAAAAUUCUGGGGAGUAUACAUGUAUUGUUUCAAACGGCUUUGAUGCAAUGUUAACAAAAUCUGUGAACGUAAGGGUAAACGAAACACCAGUGAUUCAACCUUUUAAUUUUCCGGUAUAUUCUACCGUUGGCCAGAGAGCAGUGGUUACUUGUGCCAUCUCUCAGGGAGCAAAACCAUUACAGUUUAAUUGGUUAAAAGAUGGAAAAGAUAUUGAAAGCGUGCCAAAUAUUUCCCUCCUUAACCAGGCAGAUUUUUCUGUCCUCACUGUAGGCCCUGCAAACAGAGAGAAUGUUGGGAAUUAUACAUGCAUAGCAAGAAAUUCGCAUGGGAAAGAUUCACAUACAUCAGCCUUUGUGCUUAACGAGCCUCCAGUAUGGAUUUACGAGCCCCGAGACAUACAUGUUACAGAAAACGAAUUUUUAGAAUUAAAAUGCUCAGCUUCUGGCCAUCCUCCUCCUCAAAUCACAUGGAAUAAAAUUAAAGAUGGCGUAACAACAGCUUUAUCAAAUUUUCAAAACCCAUCUAAUAUACAAGCAUUUGAAAAUGGUUCUCUAAUAAUAUACAGUGUACAUAAUGAAAUCCGUGGGAAAUACCGCUGUUUAGCUUCGAAUGAAGUCGGAACAUCUUUACAAAAAGUAGUUGAAGUUUCAGUAUCUGGCCAAGAACUUGGUGUACUACCUUUUUUCUUUCCGAAUAACGUAGCAGAAGGACAAAAAGUACUUGUAACUUGUACUCCAAGUAGCGAAAGUCGUCCAGUAAAGUCAAAGUGGUUGCGGAAUGGGUCAGAGGUUAAGGAAAAUGAGCGCAUAAAAAUAACUGAUUACGCAGACUUUUCCACUCUCAUGAUUAGUCCUGUUGCAAGUGACGAUAGUGGUAACUAUACUUGCGUUGUUAGCGAAGAUUACAAGACUGCAAGCUAUACAGCUGAGCUUAUCAUACAAGGUAAUGAAGCAAAUUCAAAUCAAGAUUUAAACAAUGGUGGAAAAUACAUCAUUGACAAAGGUUUAUUAAUGAUACUCAAUGUACAAAAAGAAGAUCAAGGUAUAUAUCAUUGUUUGAUCUCAAAUGGCGUAGGAAAUAGUUUGCAAGAGACUGCCACUUUGUCUGUACUUAGAUCUGAUCAUUCUAACAUUAAGCUUAUAACUUUAAUACUAACGCCUUUGCUAUCUUUGUUUCUGAUACGCUAUUAUGCACAUGAUCUGGAGACUAUGCAGCGAGUAAUACUUCGUUUAUGCUAUCUGAUGUUUCUCAUAGGACAAUAUGUCAAAUUUGUACUGACAAAUGAUGGUUUGCCACAAAUACAGCCUUUUUUCUUUCCUGAAGCGUUAAGCUCCGGACAAAAGACAAGCAUCAGUUGUGCUCUGAAUAAAGGCAGUCAACCUCUACAAUUUCGUUGGAUGAAAGACAACAAGGAACUGAUGAAUGGUGAAAAUAUAGAAAUUGUGGCCAUAAAAGAUGUGUCUUUGAUUACUAUUAAUCCAGUCAAACAAGAUAGCAGUGGAAAUUAUACCUGUAUUGUCAGCAAUAAAUUGGGGAAAGAUGAAUAUACUGCUUCACUUGUAGUGAAAGCCCCUCCAAAAUGGAUUAAGAAGCCAAACGAUCACAGUGCAUUUCUGGGAUUAAAAUUUGAAGCUGAAUGUAAAGUGUCUGGACAACCUUCACCUAUAAUUACAUGGUACAAAGAAGGAAAAGCAGGACGUUUUGAAAAUAGUAAAGCCAAUCAGAGAUGGAAUAUUUCCAAUGAUGGUACUUUAACGAUUUCUAACGUAAAUGAAGAUGACGAAGGUAAAUACAUCUGUGAAGCAAGUAAUGGAGUGGAGACUAAUCUAAAAGCAGAAAUGGUUUUAACUGUAUUUGUGCCUGCGAGAUUUGAAGAACAUUUCACGGCUGAAACAGUACGACAAGGUGAUAGUGCUGUUUUGAGAUGCGAUGUAACGGGAGACCAACCGAUCAAUAUUGUUUGGUACAAGGACAAAAAGGAGUUAGAGAUAACCGAACUAUCCAGGUAUGAAAAGUUCGAAACUUUUACAAAGAAUGGGGUGAAUUCUGAACUGUUCAUAAGGAACAUUGACCGACGAGAUGGCGCACUGUAUUCUUGUACGGCUUCGAACAGUUAUGGGAGCGAUGAGCGUAAUAUUAAAGUUUUAUUAGAAGAAGUUCCUGCUAAACCUUUAGAUGUUAAAGUCCUUGAUGUCUGGGCUCGAAGUGCAAGCGUCGUUUGGUCUGCUCCAUAUGCCGGGAAUAAUGCUAUCACAAAAUAUAAAGUACAAUACUGGAGGGAUAAACAUGGCCCUCAAACGUUGAAUGAAGAAGAAAUCAGUGCAGGUCAGACAACAGCAGUUAUUCAAGGUCUUAAUCCAGGCACGUCUUAUGCACUGGCUGUUGUUGCUGAAAAUACAAUAGGUCAUGGUGAGCCAUCAGAAACCAUAAGAUUUAUAACGAGCGAAGAAGAGCCGAGUGGGCCUCCAACAGACUUAAAUGUUGAAGCGAGAGGACCAACUUCUAUUCUUGUGAGGUGGAAGCCUCCACCUAAAGAAUGCUGGAAUGGUGACUUGAAAGGUUAUUAUGUAGGAUACAGAGCUGAGAAUACUAACCAACCUUAUACAUUUAAAAGCAUUGAAGCUAGUACAAACGAAACUAAUGAAUACCUAAUUGCUGGAUUAACAAAGUCUGCUCGGUACAGCGUGCUGGUCAAAGCCUACAACAAAGCAGGGACGGGUCCUCCUUCUCAGGAACUGGUUAUCAGGACACUAGAUGGCGAUUUACCCAAGUCCCCUCCUAUAUCACUAGUGAGUACUUCUGACACAGCCAUUACAGUGAAAUGGAAUCAAGUAGUUAACAGAGAUGACCCACUUACAGGUUAUACUUUGCACUAUCAGAGAGGCUCGGGGCACUGGCUGCACGUUCCUCUUGUCGCCGCUGACCAGUCUAGUUAUACUUUGACAUCACUUCAAGCAGACACUUUGUAUCAUCUAUACUUGACUGCAAACAACAAGCAUGGUAGAGGCCAAGCUAGCGAUAUUCUAACAGUCAAGACAAAAGAGAAAGGUGCAAGAGAUUUUCCUAUGUACUUGGAUCUCUCACUCUUAAUACCUGUAGCAGCUACAUUAUUGGCCAUCAUCGUGGUCGUUGUCGUAGUAAUUGUCUACGUAGUUAAAUCUAGAUCACGGAAAGAUUUAGUUAAAGACCAGAUCAAAGCUUUGCACGAUCAGCAGUAUAUCUACGCUGCUGGAAAUGCCCAAAGGUAUGACAGCGUUGACAAAGGUCGACCCUAUAGUCAAGGAGAGCCGGGAACACCCGCUGUCAGUCUUGCUUCUUAUGCUUCUAUACCUUCUAGAAUAGACCAAGAUGAGUUAUAUGGUGGACCAAUUGAAGUUAAGGGGCCUUACGGUCAAGUAAGAGAACAAUUUCUACUAGAAAAGAAUUAUAGAGAACGGCCAUCGUCUUUCCCAAGACCGGCAUCCAAGAGGCCACACAGUCAGGCUCGCUCUCAGCAACCGCAACAACAGCAGCAGCAGACACCACAACAACAGAAUCAACAACCUCCUCCUCCACCACCACCACCGCAGCCAUCUCAACAGUCACAUGUGCAACCUCCACCUCCACCUCCACCGCCACCGCCUCAGUAAGAAAUAUGUGACAACUAUGUUUGUGAGUUAACAUUGCUUGUGAUGUAUUGAUAAGUACAAAAAAGCUGAAAAGCUCAAUGAUGGUUCUGUUUGGAUUGAAUGUCUAGCGGUGAGAACAGAUACUGUACACAGAAUUACAUUAUUCUAAUUCAGUUUCAUUUUACUGCGAAUUAUAUCUAAAGUUCUGUCUUUAUUUCACGUCCCUUGUAUUAGGCGAAAUCAGUUUUUUAUAUUCAGCACAUAGUCAAAGGAAUUAUUUUUUUUAAAGUUAAUUCAUUCAGAGCUUUUUACUAGUGCAAAUGUUUCAGAUUGUUAACAAUAACUAAUGGGGUUAAUCUAAAAAAAUUGCAUUAGUUACUGAAAAGUUUUCGGUUUUAUUAAAAGGUAUGAUUCGCUUUUAUUGACAUAUUUAAGCCUGUUUUAUAUUUAGGAACGUGACUAAUCCUUUCGUUUGAUGUUUUAACAACAAAAUGAAGCAAAAACUCUUAAUGUUUUUUCAAAUAUUGAAUAAGAAUUUUAAAGCUAUUUUUAAAAGCACUUAUACUCACGUAAUUCUGAAAUUGAAAUAACAGAAUUAGAAGUUUUAUUAACAGUAUCUUUAGGAGUUUUGUUUAAUGCUUUGUUACUAAAUAAUAGAAAGAUAAUUCCAAACUUUCUUUCUGUGAUUUCAAUAUAUUUUAAUUCUUCGUCAAAAUCUGUGUCUUAGUUAGAGAAAGCAAAGUUAAAAAUCAUUUAAUUAAUUUUUAAUAUUGAAAUGAGAGGCAAAAAAUGAGUCUAAGUGCAUAAAAGAUUAUAAAUUAUUCCCUUCUUUUAAUAGGAAAAUAAAAAUUACUAAUUUACAGAAUCUUUAAACUACAGAAUUUAAAGCAAUAUGAAAGGCUUGCAAUUUUCUGUCCUGUGACUUUAUCUGUAUGAUUAUGUCAUUUACAAGAAUGUAUUUAAUAGGUUUGUCAAAAUCUGAAUUAAACUUUUGUUUAACUGUUUUCGUACCCCAUAUGCAAAUUUAUUUUCAUGAAAAUCUAGUGUUUGGUGUGUCUGUUCACAUCGCUUAUUAUUGCUGCUUUGUUUAAAUAAUUAAACUUUUGUGAAUGUUAGUUUUGCUUUUCAAUUUGAUUUCGUUUUUAAUUUUUUAUUAUUUAAGCUUAUUUAUAAGUAAACAAAUCUUCGAACUAUUAAGUCCCUCACGCUUGAACUAUGAUGUUAUUUUUCUGUAUGCGUUUUCUGUUAUUAUAAUAAUGUAAGAAUUAAAAUGCUAGCACGCAUUCUAGAAAUAGUAAAGUACUUAACUGUCGUGUAGAGAUAUGAACAUAGAAGCUAAGCACUAACGCAUUAAUUUAAUAUGAAUAAAAGGAUUUCAUCUUCAUGCGCUUUUUGAAAGACUGUUCUAGUUUGUCAAAGUACUUAAAUAUUAAAUGACAUUAUUUACAACUUAAGGAAUAUAGUGUUAUAUUCGCGGAAAACAUUUAUUACUUAGUGGAGCAAAAAAGUAAAGUUUGAGUUGAAAAUAAGUUUUGAUUUUGUUAAACGUAAAAUAUAAUUUUCUUCAGUUACUUAACCAUAGAAUAUUUUUGGUUCUAACCAAUAAAUUAUUAACUUUGAUUUUAUUUCAUAAAAUUAAUCUGUAUGAGUACAAUUAAAUCGACAAUGUCUGUAUGUUUUCAAUAUUUAUGAACGUAUAGCGUGUUAGGGACCAUUUCAUGGCAGUUUAUCAUAUUUCAAUCUAACACAAAUUGUAAUGGUUAUAAUUUAUAUCAAAAUGAAAUAUGAUAAAUUCACGUGCAUAAUUUAUAAUGGUACAUUGUAUUACUUAUAACAAAUGGUUUCAAAAUUGUAGUUCUAGUAGAAAAAAUUUAAUAAUAUUAACAUAUGUGUAAAACGUUCUGAUAACUAACAUGUACUACAAGAAAGAUAUAGAAUCAAUGACAAAAUAUUCUGUAAAUAGGAAAGAAUUAAAUGUAUUUUUCAGCAUAUAAAUGUGUACGUUUAUAUGCACAAAUUUAUGCAUAUAAAUAUUAAAAUAAAUGUAUAAAAAUUUAUGUUUAUGCAAAUUCUAAAUUUAAGCAGAGAUAAGGUUUAUUUUUGAGUUAAAACGGAGACUAUCUGAAUAAAGCAAAUUAGAGUUAAAUGGAAACUAUAUGAAUAAAUUAAUAACUAUUUUGCUGUCCUGGAAAUAAAAUAAUUGUUUCAUUAUGCUCAUCAUUGAUAUAAUUGACAGGAAAAAAUAUAAAGCUUUAAAUGUUUUAGCUGUGUAUUAAAUUACAUAUCAAUUUCUGUUUCUCUAGACAUGCUCUACUUCUUACGUUGUAUCUCUUAAACGAAAUGUAUGCAUAUUUUAUUUUCUGUUUAUCCAUAGACUUAUUUUAUAUGCAGAUGAAGAGUUUGGGCCAAAUUUACACUAAAUAUCUUUAGAGAUUUAUACAUAUGAUAAUAAUUUAAACUAGACACCAUAAAUACUUAUAUUAUUAUUGAUCUAAUUACUAUUUCAGGACCAUAUAAGCCUGAAACAGCUUUUAAUUAUUUUUAGAACGUUAAGUUUUAAAAUGUACAGUACUAAACUUAAAGUGCAUUAAUACUAAUGAAACUAAUAUUAAAAGAAUUUCCAUUUAUAUUUACUACUUGCAUGAAGUGGCUAUGAAAGCUAAUAAAAAUCUAUGUUCUUAAGUAAACAUUUUGUAUUGAUAUUAACUGCGAAAUGAUUGUAUGUCUGUUAUAAUAAUAAUUUGCUUGACUAAUUAUAAGGAUUACAAACUUAAAAAAUAUUUUGCUUCAUAUUAUUCUUUUUUCUUGUGAAAACGGUAUGAAAAAUAGAAUUAAAGAAAGUACCGUGAAUUUUCUGUCUUAUUAUUUAUUAUGAUUGAAUUCAAAUUUUUUUCUCUAAAUGUUUCAUUCAAGUAUUUUGAAAAAGAUUAAGGAAAUAUUUGGCAAUAAAGAUUUAUUAAUAAAAAUCUUAAUUUACUGUAAGUAAAACAUAAGUUACGGUGAAGCAAAAACAAAAAUGAUAUGUUUGAAGUAGUGAAUAAAUUAUUGGUAUGUUCUGUCGCAUAAAUACUAUUUACUUAAAUUAUAAAGAUACAAUUCUGACUUUGAAUUUCUUCCUAAACGAGAAAAAGCGUAAGUAAAUACUUUCGAAAGGCUAGAAAUUAUCAUAUUUGCAGUUACCUAAGCUUAAAAUUUGCUUAGUGUCAAAGAAAAUGUUACUGAUUUAUAAGAAUUUAUUUCACUAGGAAGGCAAUGACUUGUUUUGUGUCAUGAUUGCCUAAGUCACGUUUUCUUCAUAAAAUGCAUUUUUAGUUUACGAACACCUGAAGCAUAAUGUAUAUGUGGAUGGACUAUGUUAAAUUAUAUUUGUAAUUUUCUAAAUUCUACACUUCGAAUAAUGUUAUACAUAUUCAUUGCCUUUAACCUUCUGUGCCUUUAUUUGAUAAAAUGAUGUCAUUUUAUUUCGUCUGUGCACUAAAACAUACCCUUCUUUGAUAUUUUGUUAAUUUGUUCUCUUACUAAAACCUUUUUAAAGGUUCUUUGCUAUUAUGAGAAACAUACAUGAAAAAUAUAAAAUUUAUUACUGCCUAAAUGUCGCAUUAUGCGUUAGACAACUGCUACAUGUAUCGUUUUAUCUACUGCUCAUAUCUUGAUUUAUGCUUCAGUUAUAUUAUACAUAUCCAUAGAGAAGACACUGUAUCUUAAACGUACUAUAGCAAUAGUUUAACAUGAUUAACAUUGUGUGGUGCCCUGAGAAUACUUCGGUAUUAUUACUUCAUGAAAUCUCUAAUAUUUCGCAUUAAAAGCCUUUUAGCUGCUCUUAGUCGGGAAUAAUUUUUGAGUUAACUUACUAUAUAAUUAUUUUGAAAGCAAUGCUAAUACAAAAAAUACAUACCUGGAAGUUAAUAAUGUGUAUUUCUUGGAACGCAUUAAAUGGAAUUAAUGGUCGCAUUAAAUGGAAGAUUUAUAAAUGAACAAUUAAAUUAAAUGAUUAGAAAUACUAGUAAAAGGUUAUAUAAAAGUUCUCAAAUUAGAUUAAGUUAAAUUUUCCACAACGCUAAUCCUUUUUUGCAUAUGAUAACGUUUCGUUAACUUUCCAUAUUAAAAUAUUAGUAUUAUAGAAAUAAAAUACUAGAAAACCUUUUUUUAAAAAAUAAAGUAAGUAGUGAAAAUAUCAUGAAUAACAUUUUAUUUACCCACUGAAACCUCUUACAGAAUCUAAUAUGUACUUGAAACCAUUUCGUAACUGAACUAAUUUUAUAUAUAAAUAACUGGAAAUUAAAUGCAUUUUAGGAAAUAUAUGUAAAAUAUAAAAACAAUUUAAUGCAAUAAUUAGUAGUCUAUUAAAAGUUUUAUGUCUGCUUAUCUGUAUAUAUGAAAUACUAAAUUUUUAACGAAGUUUCAUUACGUAUUUAUUUCUUCAAGAAAAUGGAAAAUAUUUAAAGUUUGUCUCUAUAUUCGUAAAUGUUGCAACAUUCGUAGCUAAGGCAAUUAAAAAUGUAUAAUCUAUCAACUGUAUAUGGUGCUACAGAGUUAGCCAUUUUUUUCAGUUACGGAAUUAUGUUUCGAAUAUUUCCAAACUGGUUUGUCAAAACUCACGGCUUAAAAUGCACUGGAAAGAAUGUGUACUUCAUUCGGUAUGCACGAAUUUAUAUCUUCUUUUUGUACUUAUUUCUAAAGAAUUUUGUAAUAAUAUUUGUUACGGCAAUGUCUGCAUUCUUGAAUACUUGAAAGAAUUAACUGUUGAUAAUUGUCGCUAUUGUUAAAACAAUUUUAUAUUCAUGUUUCGAAGGUGUAUGUAAGAAUUGUUUCAUUGUAGGGAAUUAGAAUUUUUUCAUCAAUAAAUGUUUAUGAUUCAUGCAA
Messenger RNA from Stegodyphus dumicola, 10321 nucleotides. Its product is annotated as cell adhesion molecule Dscam1-like. Gene Ontology annotation, molecular function: cell-cell adhesion mediator activity. NCBI's taxonomy places the organism in Eukaryota, Metazoa, Arthropoda, Arachnida, Araneae, Eresidae. The record is from RefSeq and is a predicted model, not a curated record. Gene Ontology annotation, cellular component: synapse; plasma membrane; axon. Gene Ontology annotation, biological process: synapse assembly; axon guidance; brain development.